CUUCCGCCUGUGGCGCUGCGUUCCCUCCGCGUGGUCGCUGGGGAGAACCUGCUGCUGUGCUGACCGUGCUCUGCCGGACACGGUGUCCAUGACGGGGUUCGUGUCAUUCGAGGAUGUUGCUGUGGACUUUACCUGGGAGGAGUGGCAGGAUCUGGAAGAUGCGCAGAAGACCUUAUACAAGGAUGUGAUGCUAGAGACCUAUAGCAACUUGGUGUUUUUAGGACACUGCAUUGCCAAACCUGCAGUGAUCUUCAAGUUGGAGCAAGGAAAAGAGCCAUGGACAUUAGAAGAACUUCCCAACCAGCGCCUCUCAGGAGAGAAACCUUAUGAAUGUAAACAAUGUAAGAAAACGUUUUCCCAGAAUUCAGACCACACUGUUCAUCAGAGGACUCACACAGGAGAGAAACUCUAUGAAAAUAAACUAUGUGGGAAAAUGUUCUACAAGAAGGCACACUUCACUGUGCAUCAGACAGCUCACACUGGAGAGAAAUCCUAUGAGUGUGGAGAAUGUAGAAAAUCUUUCAGUCAUAAGUCAGACUUCAACAGACAUUGGAAAACCCACACAGGAGAGAAACCUCAUGCAUGUGAACAAUGUGGGAAAACAUUCUCCCAGAAAUCUCACCUCAUUGUACACUGGAGAACUCACACAGGAGAGAAACCCUAUGAAUGUGAACAUUGUACGAAAAUGUUCUCCCGAAAAUCAGCACUCACUGUGCAUCAAAGAACUCACACAGGAGAGAAACUCUAUGAAUGUGAACAGUGUAGGAAAAUGUUUCCCCAGAAGUCAUCACUCACUGUACAUCAGAGAACUCACACAGGAGAGAAACCCUAUGAAUGUGAGCAAUGUAAUAAAGUGUUCUCCCGGAAGUCACAUCUCACUGUACACUGGAGAACACACACAGGAGAAAAACCUUAUGAAUGUGAACAUUGUAGGAAAAUGUUCCCUCAAAAGUCAACACUCGCUGUGCACCGGAGAACUCACACAGGAGAGAAGCCCUAUGAAUGUGAACAAUGUAGGAAAAUGUUCCCCCAGAAGUCAUUACUUACUGUUCAUCAGAGAACUCACACAGGAGAGAAACCUCAUGAAUGUGAACUAUGUGGAAAAACCUUCUCCUGGAAGUCACACCUCAGUGUACAUAAGAGAAUUCACACAGGAGAGAAGCCCUAUGAAUGUGAACAAUGUAGGAAAAUGUUCUCCCGUAAGUCAGCACUCAUUGUACAUUGGAGAAGUCACUUAGGAGAGAAGUCACAUGAAUGUGAACAAUGUAGGAAAACAUUUUCCAACAAGGGAUACCUCACUGUACAUCAGAGAAUUCACACAGGAGACCUUCCCUAUGAAUGUCAACAAUGUGGGAAAGCAUUCUCCUGGAAGUCACAACUCACUGCACAUCAGAGGACUCACACAGGAGAGAAGCCUUAUGAGUGUGAACAUUGUAGGAAAACAUUCUCCCGGAAGUCAGCACUCACUGUACAUCAAAAAACACACAUAGGAGUUAAACCCUAUGAAUGUCAACAGUGUUGGAAAAUACUCUCUAGCAAGUCAGCACUUGCUGUGCAUUGGAGAACUCACACAGGAGAGAAACCCUAUGAAUGUGAACAGUGUAGGAAAACGUUCUCCCGGAAGUCACACCUCACUGUACAUCAGAGAACUCACACAGGAGAGAAACCCUAUGGUUGUGAAAAAUGUAGUAAAAUGUUCUCCCGAAAGUCACACCUUGCUGUACAUCUGAGAACUCAUACUGGAUUGAAACAUUAUGCCAACAGUAUAGGGAACAUUUUACUGGAAGACAGGACUCAUUGUAUGUCAGAGCACUCACACAGAAGGGAAACCUUUUGAAUGUGAAAAAUAUAGGAAGUUUUUGUCUUGUAAACUGUAUUUUAGUAAGCAUCUGAAAACAUACACAGGGGAGAAACUUUAUGAAUAUAGGGAGGAUAGAAUGUCUUUUAUUCCUAAGUCAGUCCUCAGUAUACAUCAGAGAAUUCACAGGAGAGUAAUCCUGUGAAUGUAAGUAUAUCAAUAGAAGAUGUUCCAUUUAAUAUAAGUCAGCCCUUUUUGCACAUCAGAGAACACAGGGAUAAGUCCUAUAAAUACGAAUGGUAUAGAAAAAUAUUUACUAUACCAUAUUAGAUUACUCACAGAGAAGAGGAACCUUGUAAGUCUGGGAAUUGUCAUAAAACCUUCUGCAAGAAGCCACAACACAGUAAGAUCAGGAAUCUUAUGAAUGUGAAAAAUAAAUCUUUUUAUUCUAGAAUUCAAAGCUCACCAUACAUAAGUAGACUCAAAUGGGAGAAACUCCUCAGUAAUGUAAACUGCCCUAAAUCCUUGAACCACAAUUGAGAAAUAUGAAGUGAUUUCUGAAGGUAACAGCAUUGAACUUUUUAAGGUUCAGCAAGCCACAGUAGUUAAAAUUAAGGAUAUCAGAAUAUUUGGGGAUGAAUAAGGCGUAAAACUUUUCCAGCUCCAGAAGCAAAAUGCUUCUUUUGCAAAAGUUUAUUUAUUUUUUCUUUAUUUAAUUUUAUUUAUUGUUAUAUUUAAAUUUGACCAGAGAGAGAGACUGAGACAGAGAUAGAGAGAGAAAGGGAAAAUGAAAAAUAAGUUGCCAGGUGGCAGGACUUUAACCUUUGUCUGCCAUGUGGUAGUUUCAGUGUCUGAACAACCACACCACCUGCUGGCCCCCGCAAGUUGAUUUCUAAGACACAUAUGUGAUGUUUAAAGAUGCAACAAAAUAUAAUCAUUGACUUGGGCAAAAAUAAAAAUAAAUAUAGAAAUUUCCCUAGCUUCCAAUUCUGACCAUGGUAUGCAAGACAACAGGAAAAGUGUUUUUAGGCUCCAAGAUUGUCUUAAGUUCUCUCAGAGCCUGGAAACCACCCAUAUGUACUGAGAGGGCCCUCUAAGAGUGCCUCUGGGAAAAUGUCUAAGUUCAUUUUGAGAAUAGAACUAGCCUCUGUAGAGGCUAGAUCUCUGAUGUAUAAUAAGGCAUACAAAGGUUGUGUAUGUUGGGGGGCAACAGUGAUUGGUGGUUAUAGAAUUUCCAAGACUCUUUGAAUUUUGGUCAUAGCCUUUGUGAGCAGCAUUAACACCUUCUAUUUCAGAAAUGCAGCCCCUGGUAAAUUGGUUUUAGGCUGCUUUUGGUUUGUCCAACAUCACCAGAUAGCCCAGGUAGGCAAGACCAAGCCAUAGUGGGUGAAAUGUAAGGUUGCUAGUCAGUAGUGACAGGAAAUGGCUGGUAGAAAUCACUAUUAGCUAGAAUGUGAAAAAUGAGAUGACUAAACUUACUGUUCAUAUUCAAAUUGUCUAACAAGCAUUACUGCUAUCUGUAUGACUCUUUCCAUCCUGUGAAACUGACUGGGUUUGAUUGCACAGUGAUGUGAAUAUACUGAACAGAACUAAACUGCAUAUACUUAGACAUAGUUAAAAUAUGUCAAAGUUUUGACUUGAUCAAACUUUAGUCAGGCCUCUCAAUCUUUUAGUUUCCUCUGUGUGCUUCCUUAUAAAAUCCCCUUUGAGUAAAGAACCUUGCUAAGGCAGUUUAGCAAGAAGCCCCACAGUAAAUAUCAGAUCAUUUUAAAUAAAUGUUUAGGUUUCUUAUCCUUCACUACACCACAAAUGAUCUGAUCACCCUGUCUGCCUUCAACAAGAAUCCUGUUAUUUCAUUUAUCCAGAAUCAUAUCCUUGAUGAUUCCUUAGUAAUGUUCCAUCUGCUAAUCCGCACACUGCUCUUUGGCUGUUAAUUUCCACUGCCUAGGCUGUAUUUGAAGUUGAGCCCAUUUUCUCUUUUCCACUGCAAACUCCCUUGCAGUGAACUGUGAGCUUACCAUGGUGUUCCAAAAUAAAGUUUUU
Tupaia belangeri chinensis (Chinese tree shrew) is the source of this 3841-nucleotide messenger RNA. Its product is annotated as zinc finger protein 25. NCBI's taxonomy places the organism in Eukaryota, Metazoa, Chordata, Mammalia, Scandentia, Tupaiidae. The transcript is spliced from 4 exons. The record is from RefSeq and is a predicted model, not a curated record. Gene Ontology annotation, molecular function: RNA polymerase II cis-regulatory region sequence-specific DNA binding; DNA-binding transcription factor activity, RNA polymerase II-specific. Gene Ontology annotation, biological process: regulation of transcription by RNA polymerase II. Gene Ontology annotation, cellular component: nucleus. Bases 89 to 1837 code for a protein of 582 amino acids.